UUUGGUCGCUGUGCCCGCCGGCCGAUGCCAGCUUUUGCCUGGGAUCCGGCACAGCCCCGAUGCCUGCGCCCAUCUGAGGGACGCUGCCUUGCUCUGGAGCCACCCGUGAGUGGUGUUCGGGUGUGGGUGAGUGUCCCUCCAGGAGCUGCCUGGCCCCCGGGGAGCGGGGCGAGGGACAGGGUGACCCCAGGCAGCUCCUGCCUGCCUCGGGGCAGGUCAGCAGCAUUGCCUCCCAGCUGCUUCCACCGUGCUGCUGCCCGCACCGCCGCCCAGCACCGUGCACCCUGAGCCGGCAGACACUUUUCCCCUGGGAAGCAAAAACACACACGCAAGACCCACGGAGGAGAGCUGUGCGCAGCCCUGCGUUCAACCGCCCGCUGCCUGCUGGCAAACGCCUGAAACAAGCCCGGCCGGCCGUCGGGAGAGGCUGAGAGAUGGCCGAAGGGGAAAUCACUACCUUCACCGCCCUGACCGAAAAGUUCAACCUUCCCCUGGGGAACUACAAGAAACCCAAACUCCUGUACUGCAGCAACGGGGGCCACUUCCUACGGAUCCUCCCAGACGGCAAAGUGGACGGGACCAGGGACCGCAGCGACCAGCACAUUCAACUCCAGCUAAGCGCGGAAAGCGUGGGAGAGGUGUAUAUAAAGAGCACCCAGUCUGGGCAGUACCUGGCGAUGGACACCAAUGGGCUGCUCUACGGCUCGCAGUUACUGGGUGAGGAGUGCCUGUUCCUUGAAAGGAUCGAAGAAAACCAUUACAACACGUACACCUCCAAAAAGCACGCAGAUAAGAACUGGUUUGUAGGUCUGAAGAAGAAUGGGAACAGCAAGCUGGGGCCGCGGACUCACUAUGGCCAGAAGGCGAUCCUCUUCCUCCCGCUGCCCGUCUCAGCCGACUAAGACCUGUCCUGGGAGCUCAGAGACAACCCGAACCCCAAAACCCAACUGCUGCCUCCUCCUUUUCCCUCGCUGGCUCUCUUUGGCUAGUAUGACAGAGCCAAACGUUAGAACUCCGAGCUUUAGGUAAAUGCAUUACCAAAAAUAGACGAAGCAGAGCUCCUCUGCCCUGCACGAAGCUUUGCAGAGAUGAGGGGAAAAGCCCUGACCCCCCCACCAAGGUCCACCGGCAUCCCCACCUCCCCCUGCCCUCCGCCGUCUGUCGGUGCAUGCCGUGACCACGCUGCAGCUCCCGGGGACACGCACAGACCUGCCCCAGCCAGGCACCCAGAAACGUGGCCAAGGGCACCCCAAGGACACCCCAGUUACCAGAGAAAUGCACGCUUUUACUGGCCCCAGUCAUUCUAAGGCAAAACCUCCCUGGAUGCUCUGUGUUAACAUAUUUAUCCACCUAAGUACGUAGCUUCUAAUAUGCCCUUCAAGCAAUUUCAGACUGCGCCAUCAGUCACGUUAUCGAGUGCCAGCCUGGUUAAAUGCUUGCCGAUAUUCUUGGCGUAUUAAGCUAAAGUAGCAUCAGCCAAAAGCUCCAAGCCCUAGACAUCCUAGCCUCCCUUACAACAUGAAUAUUGCUGUAUUUCAUGCUAGUACCUGCCAUAUGUUAUUUGUACUUAUUUAUUAAGUAAAUAUGUGUCUCUCCUACAAUCUGUUCAUAAGUAAUUCUAGGCACCGAAGCCCCUUGACGUUGUCCCAGUGAGGACGGGGCAGAGUGGGAAUGACUAAGGUCUGAGGUUGAGGGUGUGAUGGUGCAGCAGGAAUGGGCUGCAUGAUGGUGGCAGUGCAUCGCACUCCAUUCCCAGGGGGCUUCCUCAAAACAGGCUCUAAAUGGGCUAAAUGGGGCUCCAAAAAUGGCACUGGGGCCCCUUGGUGACUCCCAAACCCUCUGUGCAGCUGGAUUUCUCCUCUCCUGGCACGAAGCAGAUCUCCCGAGCAGUUGAAGAGCUGCUCCUGCCAGGCUCGUCUUCUCCAUCCGCCUCGGGCACUUGCAGAUGCCUACGGGGACGGGGCACGACCUGCACGGGGGGGACAGCUCGGCCCAGGCACUGCUGGGGCAAAGCCCUGCUGAGUCAGCGCUUCUCUAAUCAGUUCUUCCUGAGUGGCAAGUGCAUUUUACCGUACAGUGAGUUUCCUCAUGUGUAGACUAGCCCAAAGACUCGAAGUAACCUUUUCUGGUGAUAUUGCAUUAACAAGUAAAUUAGGAGUAGGUUUAACUCCGUUGCACCCGUGUGACUUGUCACAGCCGGGCUGUGGUCGCGGGUGAGGUGUACGCAGAGACGUGGCCAGGGGUGCCACGGUCGAUGGGACGGAUUCAGCAGCCGAGGAAGCAAAAACGCAGGAGUCCUUCAUUUAUGCAAGGCUGGAGCUGCGGCAGUGCCGGGCAGCCCGUCCUCCGGCAUCGCGGCAGGGGGAACGCUGCCGAAACUCACGUUCGGCUCAGUCCUCCUGGUGUUCUCGGAUUGAGGUUUCGAGCUGUGAAUAAAAUAUGCUGGUACAACAAAGUUUGAUAUGAAA
Molecule: messenger RNA, 2468 nt
Organism: Harpia harpyja (harpy eagle)
Lineage: Eukaryota; Metazoa; Chordata; Aves; Accipitriformes; Accipitridae
Gene: FGF1
Product: fibroblast growth factor 1
Exons: 5
Coding region: 435-902 (155 amino acids)
Biological process (GO): animal organ morphogenesis; regulation of cell migration; positive regulation of protein phosphorylation
Cellular component (GO): cytoplasm
Molecular function (GO): fibroblast growth factor receptor binding; growth factor activity
Source: RefSeq, a predicted model, not a curated record